CUUGGACUCAAACCUUCUCCGUCUACUCCAAACUCUACCUGCUAGGCUGCAACCAAAGCCCCACAAAAUGGCACUUUUCACUCUCUCAAAGAAGCUCCCGUUCCCAAGAAUCUAUCCUCAAUUCUUCCUCACCCUUCUCCUCCGCCCCGUUUCCUCACAUUCACUUCAAACUCUCUCUCUCACAUUUCCUCGAACACCUCUACACAAGCCGCGUUUCUCAGUUCCCCGGCACCUCUCUACCCAAACACUCUACGACCCAUUUGAUUUGAUCCGUUGCAAAGAGGAUGUCUGUGAUCCACUCAAAUCGGGUCUUCCCGAAUUGCUCAAACGGCUUGAGGGUUUGUCCUCGGAAGCCGAGGUCAUGGCUGUUCUUGAUGGGUCCGGAGUGGAGCCGAACCAGGAGUUGGUUUAUUGGGCGAUUUGGGGGUUGAGAGAGGAUUGGAGAUUGGCGUAUUGGGUGUUCAAUUGGGGUGAAAAAUGGGGUUGUAAUAGUGAGAGGACUCGUGGGUUGGUGAUAUGGAUACUGGGGAAUUGUAAAAAGUUCGGUGUUGCUUGGUGUUUGAUUCGUGAGUUGCAUCGGUCUUCGGUGGAUACUCGCCGGGCAAUGCUCAUCAUGAUUGAUCGAUAUACUGCUGCAAAUGAUCCAUGCAAAGCCAUUAAAACAUUCCACAUUAUGGAGAAGUUCAGACUAUCUCCAGAUCAGGAAGCAUUCUACACACUGCUGACUGCUCUAUGUAAACAUGGGAAUGUUGAAGAUGCUGAAGAGCUCAUGUUUCAAAAUAAGAAGCUCUUUCCUUUGGAGACUGAGGGCUUCAAUAUAAUUCUUAAUGGAUGGUCUAAUGUAGCUCUUGAUAUAUUUGAAGCCAAGAGAAUUUGGAGAGAAAUGUCAAAAUGCUGUAUUGUUCCUAAUGCAACUACUUAUACUCUUAUGAUUUCCUGCUUCAAAUUUGGAAAUCUUUUUGACUCACUGAGAUUGUUUGAUGAUAUGAAAAAAAGGGGUUGGAUCCCUGGCCUGGAGGUUUACAAUUCUUUGAUAUAUGUACUAACUCAUGAAAAUUGCUUGACGGAAGCUCUCAAAAUCCUGGGAAAAAUCAAAGAGAUGGGCUUGCAACUGGAUUCUGCCUCUUACAACUGCAUGAUACGUCCUUUAUGUAAAGCAAAAAAACUAGAAGAGGCAAGAACUAUAUUGGCUGCUAUGAUAGGGGAAAAUCUAGGUCCAACUACUGAAACUUACCAUGCAUUUCUUGAGGGUGCUAGCUACGAAGAAACUUUUGAAGUGCUUAAACAAAUGAGAACAGCUGGUUUUGGUCCUAAUGGUGAUACGUUUCUUCUUAUUCUCGAUAACUUAUUCAAGUUAGAUCAACCUGAGAAUGCAUUGAAGAUUUGGGUAGAAAUGAAACAGUUUGAUGUAGUGCCUGGUUCUGAACAUUUCAAGUUACUGAUAGAAGGCUUGACAAAAUUUGGCUGGUUAGUUAAGGCAAGAGAAUUGUAUGCUGAGAUGAGAUCAAAAGGAUUUUUGGAUGAUCCAAAGCUUAAGAAGCUUUUGAAGGAUCCAGUAGAAGGCGAUAGUGGUGAGAGAGAAGGGUGGAUGAGGCAAGGCAAGACAGAUGUGAGAUUACAUCAUGGGAAAAGCAGUAUGAUGAGAUGGAAAAGACUGGGAAAUCAAUCAAGAAAAAGGCCUCCACUUGUAAAAUCUAAUUUGAAGCUCUGACUAAACAUAAAACCCAAAAGCUCGGUGAAAAGGUCUGUGCCUGGUAAGAAUUGCUGAUCAUGCUAAUCAUGAGAAACUAGUAUCAUAUCUAUAUUGGGGAAACCCCUGAAAGACCUGCAGCUGCAUAAGGUUUAUACUCAGGAAUCUUGAGGCCAGUUGGUUUCGUGGCCUGUUUAAGCCGAAUGAAUUUGGUGUCGCUUUAUGGGAGCAAUUUUGAUCUUUUGCAUAUUGCUACUAUCUUUAUGAGGAAAGUUUCAUUGGAAAUCUUCAAAUUUACAGAUUCAGUGCUUUCAUCAGUCAUUGCCAUUAUUCCUGGUUGGAACAGGAGAACAUUUCUCAUCUCCCCAUCCUGGGAGUGUGAUGAUGGUGAGCCCAGAAUGCUGAUGAGGCUGAAGCCCAGGGUCUCUGGAAUACCCUGAUCAUAUUCAAAAUGGAGGAUGCUUUAAGCAGGGAAGAAAUAUGCCCAGGUCUGCAAAACCAACCUUAUGCAAUCUGCAGCAGGGAAUCAAUCAGAUCAAUUUUGCAAUUGAAGAGUUGUUGAAAGAAUCUGUACAAGACAAUGGUGAUAAGAUUGAAGACAACACAUGAUCAACCCGUAUAUCUAUAGACUCUGGGCCCAAAAGGCAUGUACAAAAGAAUAUGCUUUAUUCUUUAGGGAGCACAAGAGGCCAAGAGUUAUUUUUUA
Molecule: messenger RNA, 2396 nt
Organism: Vitis riparia (riverbank grape)
Lineage: Eukaryota; Viridiplantae; Streptophyta; Magnoliopsida; Vitales; Vitaceae
Product: pentatricopeptide repeat-containing protein At1g80880, mitochondrial-like
Molecular function (GO): protein binding
Source: RefSeq, a predicted model, not a curated record